Cyanistes caeruleus (blue tit) is the source of this 1140-nucleotide messenger RNA. RefSeq names its product lysophospholipase like 1 (gene LYPLAL1). Gene Ontology annotation, cellular component: cytoplasm. Lineage: Eukaryota; Metazoa; Chordata; Aves; Passeriformes; Paridae. Gene Ontology annotation, molecular function: palmitoyl-(protein) hydrolase activity; carboxylic ester hydrolase activity. The record is from RefSeq and is a predicted model, not a curated record. Gene Ontology annotation, biological process: protein depalmitoylation.
AUGGCGGCGCCCGCAGCNUCCGCCUCCCUCAUCUUCCUGCACGGCUCAGGUGAUACUGGCCAAGGAGCAAGAGCAUGGAUAAAACAAAUUUUGAAUCAAGACAUGGCAUUUCAACAUAUAAAAGUAAUUUACCCAACAGCUCCUGCCAGGCCAUAUACACCUAUGAAAGGAGCCUUUUCCAAUGUGUGGUUUGACAGGUAUAAGAUCUGUAAUGACUGUCCUGAACACAUUGAAAGCAUUGAUUCUAUGUGCCGGGGCCUUACAGACCUGAUCAAUGAUGAGGUUAAGAACGGCAUUGCCAAAAACAGGAUACUCAUAGGAGGCUUUUCAAUGGGAGGUGGAAUGGCAAUGCAUUUGGCAUAUAGGUUUCAUCAGGAUCUGGCAGGAGUCUUUGCCUUGUCUAGUUUUCUCAAUAAAGACUCUGCUGUUUACCAGGCUUUGAAAAGAAAUGAAAAUGCUCUUCCAGAAUUAUUUCAGUGCCAUGGAACUGCUGAUGAACUAGUUCUCUACUCAUGGGGUGAAGAGACCAACAAGAUGUUAAAGUCUCUGGGAGUAUCAGCAUCACUUCAUACUUUUCCAAACCUCAAUCAUGAGCUGAACAGAACUGAAAUAGAAAAAUUAAAAUCCUGGAUUGUAAAGAAAUUGCCUGUUGAAGCACCAAAGGCAAAUGAAUAAAUGAAGAUCCAGCCUCAUACUUUUUGAUUUUUCAUAGUUUUAAAAUCAUGUGUGACAUAUAUAUGGGUGUCCCAUAUCCCUUCUAUAAGCACAGCUUCAGGCAGACACUUUUAUAUUCCAUAAAAUUCACCUGAAAAAAUGGUGCUGAUCACUAAACCUCACUUUAUUAUAUGGGUUUCUUUUUCUGUUUUCUUGACCAUUUUUUAAGCACACAUCAGUCUACAAAAAGUAAUAACUGAUAAUAUUAAAGCCAUUUCAAAAUAAUCAAAGCAAUAUUCAAGAAGCAUUGCUGUGAGUCUCCCAGAUAAUUGUGGGGUUUGUUUUUUUGGUUUUGGUUUUGUUUUGGAUGGGAGGGUUAGGCAGGGAGGUGAUGGGAAAACAUACAGUGGCAUCACUGUUUCUAAUGGCAUUGCAGCAACAAAAGGCCAAUUAUUUAAAUAAUACAGUUUUACUUGUAGAAAUGCA